This is a messenger RNA of Rhagoletis pomonella (apple maggot), 1562 nucleotides long. RefSeq names its product acetylcholine receptor subunit beta-type lev-1-like. Gene Ontology annotation, molecular function: neurotransmitter receptor activity; extracellular ligand-gated monoatomic ion channel activity; transmembrane signaling receptor activity. Lineage: Eukaryota; Metazoa; Arthropoda; Insecta; Diptera; Tephritidae. The coding region runs from base 1 to 1332 and encodes 443 amino acids. Gene Ontology annotation, biological process: regulation of membrane potential; signal transduction; chemical synaptic transmission. Gene Ontology annotation, cellular component: synapse; membrane; neuron projection. The record is from RefSeq and is a predicted model, not a curated record. The transcript is spliced from 5 exons.
AUGCUCGAAAGUAUUAUAAUGAACUCAAAACCUCCAUUAACUACACCACUCAAUGAGCCUCAAUCUCAAUCUACUCUCACUUUAAAAUCAACGCUAAACGAUCUACAAAUCCUCUCACCAUCAAAUCAAAAGCAUUCUCAGUUCCAAAAAAAUUUGAUGGACUUAAAUUAUGGAAGACCCACGCAUAAGACGUUUACGCAUGUUGAUCUUUCCAUUUGCUCUGCAAGUAUCGCUCCAAAACUGAAUAGCCACACUCUCGAUUGCUUGUAUGGUAGUGACCAUUUCCCCAUUGUCACUGAGUUAGCCACACCUUCUUCCGAUAAAUGCUUUCCCAAGCCAAAAUUUCUUAUAGAGAAAGCAGAAUGGCCUAGUUUUGUUGAGUACUCGGCCUCUUUUGCUGCCAAAUUUCCAACCUCAAAUAACGUAAAUGAAGAGGCUGCUAAUAUCACUAAAAUAAUACGAUCCGCCAGUCAUUUGUCCAUACCACAGUCGUAUCACAAACCACGGAUGUGUGGCAACCGUGAGUCAACCUCCUUGCCAAUACUGCUCUUCGACAUUACGCUGACGACACACAAUCAGUUUUUCCUUUCAAUUUCCUCACACACAUUGCUUGUCAAAAAUCAUCAAAAUUGGAAGCCAUUACUUAGGCUGAUUCCAUUUGAGAAGCAAUUUCAUUAUCAACAUGUCGUCUUCAUGAAAAAUUGGAUGGAUGAAAAUCGUUCGUGGAACAUUGUUGAUUACGACAACUUAACUCAAAUCCAUAUGAAACCAAAAGAAGUAUGGAAACCAGAUAUAACAGUUUUAAAUAGCGCCGGCGAUAAGAGCGAUUAUUUAGGCGAUACUCAAAUACUUCUGGCCCACGACGGUAGUUUUCUGUGGGUGCCGCCCGUUGUUUACACAGCGUACUGUAGUUUAAAUUUCCGUGCGUGGCCUUAUGAUACACAAACAUGCAAAUUGAAGGUCGGUUCCUUGGCGUUAACCUACAUAGAUUCACGCUAUCUAGAUUUGAAAGACAGCUUGGACUAUAGUGAGCUCGUACAAUCGACUGAAUGGGAAAUUGUCGAUUGCGAUACGGUAUAUCGAAAACAGGAUUAUUAUAAUUAUAUUGAAUUUACAUUUAAACUACAGCGUCGUUCGUCAAUGUACGGAGCGGUUAUCUUCACUCCAGCUUCCUGCAUUAUAUUAUUGGCGCUUUCCUCGUUUUGGCUGCCACCACGAAUGGGCGAAAAAAUAUUAUUGAAUACCAUUGUAAUUGUAUUGAUUGCUGCUUUUCUCAUAUAUUUUGCGCAACUGUUGCCGAUAUUGGCUGACAAUACACCGCUCGUAGCUUGAAGAAAGAAAAGGACAUCUAGUGGAAAAACCUUAGGCCCAGGACCUGAAGCCAAAAGACGGACUAAAAAAGAUGGUUUCAGUUAUUUGGUUGCAUCUUUCAAGAUCAUUCACGAGGCAAAAUUGCUUCAAAGCGGUUUGGUGCAGAAUAAAAUAGUGAACAUUUUUUUAUACACCCUUUUGACCAAAACAUAAAACUUAAUGCAGGUUUUUGUAAUCAAAGACCAAAUGUU